Messenger RNA from Teleopsis dalmanni, 1544 nucleotides. Its product is annotated as aminomethyltransferase, mitochondrial-like. Lineage: Eukaryota; Metazoa; Arthropoda; Insecta; Diptera; Diopsidae. The transcript has 4 exons. Gene Ontology annotation, cellular component: mitochondrion. Gene Ontology annotation, biological process: glycine catabolic process. Bases 249 to 1544 code for a protein of 431 amino acids. The record is from RefSeq and is a predicted model, not a curated record. Gene Ontology annotation, molecular function: aminomethyltransferase activity; protein binding.
UUAUCGGUUUUAAUUUCUAUCUCGCGUUUAAGAUGAUCAUCACAGCGGGGGGUUAUCGCUCACGCACAUUAAGAACGAUAUUUUGAAGAUUAAUAAACACACAUAAUAUUGUAGUCAAGAGUAUUUUCGAUUUUAAAAAAUAUUUUGUAUAAUUUUAGUUGCUUCCAUUUUAGUAGCUGAUAAGCGUUCAGACUUCAAGUAUCUCAUUACUGCAUUUGGUACCGCUUAAAUAGUGAAUUUAAAUAAAAAUGAAUAAAUUACAAAAUUAUUUUGUCUCUGUUACUAGACAAUUAACUGGCGUUAGUAAAUCACAAUUUCAAAUUAAAAAUUAUCCAUUGGCAGCUGUUCAAAAUAAUCGCUCUUAUUCCGCUGAAUCCAAAACUCCGGAACGGACUGCUUUAUAUGAUUUCCACGUAAAAAAUAAUGGCAAAAUUGUGAAUUUUGGUGGUUAUGCCUUGCCGGUUCAGUACGCAGAUCAGAGCAUCAAGGCAUCACACUUACAUACUCGCAAAUUUGGCUCAAUAUUCGAUGUAUCUCAUAUGCUGCAAACUUAUGUACAUGGUAAGCAUUGCAUUUCGUGCAUUGAAUCGAUUUGCACGGCGGACUUGAAAGGCAUCAAAAAGAAUGGUCGUGGUACUUUAACUGUAUUUACUAAUGAAAAUGGAGGCAUACUGGAUGAUCUAAUUAUAAUGAAAUUAAGUGAUGAGUGCCUGUAUAUCGUAUCGAACGCAGCAAUGAAGGAACAGGAUAUGCAAAUAAUGGAAAAUGCAGUUUCUAAUUACAAAUCGGACCGUCGUGAUGUUAGCAUAGAGUUUCUAACUCCUACAGAUCAAUCACUGAUAGCUGUACAAGGCCCCACAGCUGUUGCGGCAAUUGCAAAACUCUUGCCAAAAAAUAUUAACAUGGAUGAGGUCAAAUUUAUGGAGACAUUUAACAGUGAAUUAGCAGGCAUACCAAACUGUCGUAUCACACGUUGUGGUUACACAGGUGAAGACGGUAUAGAGAUAUCUGUUCCAUCAACACAUGUACAGCAAUUAACUGAAGCUCUUCUAAAUAGCAACACGGAGGCACAACUUAAGUUGGCAGGAUUAGGCGCACGUGAUUCUUUGCGUCUCGAAGCAGGUCUUUGUUUAUAUGGUAAAGAUAUUAAUAAUAAAACUACACCUAUCGAAGCGGAUCUAACAUGGCUAGUAGCCAAACGUCGCCGUGCUGAAUUAAAUUAUCCAGGCGCGCACACAGUACAAAAUCAAAUUGCCACAGGCGUUUCCAAGCGUCGUGCUGGAUUGUUGAUGUUAGGUGGUUCAGAUACGCCACCAGCACGCACUGAUGCCCAAAUAUACCAUAAUGAGGAAUUAAUUGGCCAAGUUACCAGCGGCUGUCCAAGUCCGAGUUUGUGUAAAAAUGUUGCCAUGGGUUACAUUGAUAAUCAGUUCGCAGCUGCAGGCACAAAUGUGCAGUUGAAGAUUCGAAACAAAUUGUAUGCGGCUGAGGUUGUGAAAAUGCCAUUCAUAAAAACAAAUUAUUUUGUAAAAUCAAAGAAAUAA